Molecule: messenger RNA, 565 nt
Organism: Ixodes scapularis (black-legged tick)
Lineage: Eukaryota; Metazoa; Arthropoda; Arachnida; Ixodida; Ixodidae
Product: fatty acid synthase-like
Exons: 4
Coding region: 59-565 (168 amino acids)
Biological process (GO): fatty acid biosynthetic process
Molecular function (GO): fatty acid synthase activity
Source: RefSeq, a predicted model, not a curated record
CGUCUUCUGUGGCGAGGGACGCAAGGAGCCGCUCCUCAUCGGCUCCGUCAAGUCCAACAUGGGCCAUUCCGAGGGCGCCUCCGGCAUCUGCUCGUUGGCCAAGGUGAUCCUUUCCAUGGAGACCGGCAUCAUCCCGGGCAACCUGCACUUCAACGAGCCAAACCCGGGCAUCCCGUCGCUGAACGACGGCAGCAUUCGGGUGGUGGACCGCCACACGCCCUUCCCGGGGGGCCUGGUCGGGGUCAACUCCGUCGGCCUCGGAGGCGCCAACGUGCACACCAUCCUGGAGGCCAACCCGGGCCCCCACGUGGACUCCCUCCCCCGGGAGAAGCCCCAGCUGCCCCGCCUGGUGCUGCUCGCAGGCAGGACCCAGGAGUCGCUCACGGCCACCCUGGACCGGCUGGAGGGGGACGGACCCCUGCCAGACCCAGCCUACGCUUUGCUCAACCGGGUGGGGCAGCCCAGCGUCAACCAGUUCCGGUUCCGCGGCUACACGGUGGUGGCCGUGAACGGCUCUCGCGAGCCCAUCAAGGCGGUCGAGUACCAGUCGAGUGUCUGCGAAUAG